AUGGAUGUGACCUCGGCAGAGCUGUGCCAGAAAGCUGCACACUUCUUCGGCAAGCGCUUUGUCGGAGCAUUGGAAGCUCUGCAGGAACCCACUGGCUGUUUGCACCGAGUCGCUGACGAUGACUACAUGUUUAACGUGAUUUCAACUUCAGUCCACAAGGAGGACAGACAGCGAGUCUGCACAGGUGGACCUGAUAUGGGCUCUUUGGAUCAACAUGUUUCACCAACGACACCAAGCCAAGUGGAAGAGGAAGUGGUUUUGCCGCCACCCGACAACUCUGACAACGACCCGCUGCCUGCUGAUGAAGAUUUCAAGAUCAGCAGCACUUCCUGUCCUGCCGGAACAUUUCCAUUCCGGGAUCCACAGCAUUGCAAAAAGGCAGCUAGACGUCUCAAGCGAAAGUUUGCCGGGUUCAUCUCGUCUUUGUCAGAACCUUAUGGAUGCAUCCACCGGGCAGCAGACCAAGAUAUCAUGUUCAACCGCUUCCGGACAAAGUUUUCGAAAGAUGGCCGUGAGGUUGUUUGCAGCUCCAAGAAGGAGCCGGACAACAAGCUCCGUGAGCCCCUUUCCCAGGAGAGCGCGCUGCAAUUAAAGCUCUACUGCUUUGGGUGGACAGCUCGACGUCCUCGCGAAGAGCUCCUGCUGCCUCUCGCUCGGCAACUUUUCCAAGCUUGCGACGGCUAUGCCUUCUUUACUGACACUGAUGCCCCUGGCGAGAACGUCUCUGACAUCAUCAAGGUCCCAUUGCCACGGACCCAGCAGCUGCGUUCCGAGCAGUUCUGGCUGCUGCUAAAGAAUAUGGUGGGACUCCUCCCGGCUUGGGAAUAUUUGCUUCAGACAAACAGAACCGAUGGCUUUGACUGGGUGGUGAACCUGGAGCUGGAUCACUUUGUGGUUGCCUCACAGCUUCGACGCACCAUAGCAGAUUACGUUAACACGAUGAUACUUGGCAGCCUCCCUGGGCAAGAUCCCUGGGAUGAUGCCAUCAUGCUUAUCUUCGGAAACGUGUUCGCCUUCAACAUGAAGCUGGUGCAACAGAUGAAAGCUGAGUGGGGUGUUAUCGGUCGCGUGAUCUCCGACAGCAGAUCAAAGGGUCUCGGCUGCCCCGUUAUCUCGGGAUCACGAGCGCACAAUGAGGGGCACUGUGAGCAGGAUAUGGUCUAUGAGAAUCUGCGGGACUACCUCAGCCGACCACCGACGAUUCUGGGUGCCAAUGGAUGUGGAAAUGAUGCCAUGUCCGACAUCUUAGUCCCCUUCCCUUUGGGUUGCUGGCAAGACUUCCCCUUCGGAGAGGAGGAGCCUGAGAGGAUGAAGGCGAUUCGUGAAGUUGCUUUGCUCUGGAACUUUUCGGACCUGCACUCAGCAGAAGCGCACUGCAAAUCGCGAGGUGAAGAUCUUGCCAGGCAUUGCAAAUCCUUGUUCCGGGCGAAGAGAGUGCCCAUAAUCCACAACAUGAAGACGCCGGCUCUGCUGAAGCUGGCCAUUGAUGUGCUGCUUCCACUCUCUUUGGGGAGCACAGAGCUAAGCUCACCGGAUGUGCCAGCGGCAAUAGAGUCGAAAGCAAAGCUGCUGGGCAGUAGUCAGGAUUUCGUUGUCAAGCACCCACACUUCGCAUCGACAGGUGCCGUCAGCAGUUCCUCGACGGCCAGUGCAGGACCCCUUCAAAAGGCCACAGCACAGCGAUCUCGCGAGUCAUGCAGCAUUGUCAGUCGCUAG
Symbiodinium necroappetens is the source of this 1716-nucleotide messenger RNA. The record is from the annotation of a GenBank genome assembly. NCBI's taxonomy places the organism in Eukaryota, Dinophyceae, Suessiales, Symbiodiniaceae.